Apis mellifera (honey bee) is the source of this 1794-nucleotide messenger RNA. RefSeq names its product alpha-sarcoglycan (gene Scgalpha). Bases 399 to 1592 code for a protein of 397 amino acids. The transcript has 10 exons. Gene Ontology annotation, cellular component: sarcoglycan complex. The record is from RefSeq and is a predicted model, not a curated record. NCBI's taxonomy places the organism in Eukaryota, Metazoa, Arthropoda, Insecta, Hymenoptera, Apidae.
GGGCUAAACGCACGCGCUCUUAUGCUCCGUUUACGUUUACAUCUUAUUUUUAUUUAAAAUUUGUUUUUUUUUAUUAAAGUUAAUUUGUAUUCAAAUGCACUAUAAAAAUGGAUUAAUAACAAAUGAUCAACGAUAAAUCAUAAGUCGAGUUGCUUUAAUUCAACGAAGUGCGUUUAAUUAUACGUACUCAGGAAUAGUGUCAAGAACAAAAAAGAAAAAAAGAUGAGAGAACGUUUAGUUAAUUAUCGCUAAUCGUAUAAUAAUUUCAAAUAAUUGUCAUUAAAAAUUCAAAGUUAGAGAAAAUGAACUGUGCACGGACUGUAGCGUAGUUUUUGACUUGACAUUGCAUCGAUUUAACCUGCCCGUCGACAGUACGUGUCGUUCGCUCCGAUACAGCAAUGAACAUGCUGUCAAACGUAGUAAUGUUAUUAUUGGCGAUAGUGGCCUUCGUGAACGCAGAGAGCAUCUUAAUGACCGAGGUAUUCAUUAUUCCAAUCAAACCAGAGACUUUCGACUGGAACGAUGAUGCACGUUUCGAUCAAUUCUCGUAUCAACCCUCGUUAUUAAAUGCGCCUGAUCUUCCAUCAUGGAUUCACUAUACGUAUAGCAAAAGAGAUCAUCAUGGUUUUGUAUACGGUGUUGCUCCCAAGAAUCAAAAAUAUUUUCAGCUGGAGAUUGUAGGUCUGAACAAAUAUACCUACGAAACUAGAUACAAAGUUCUCGACAUGAACGUCCUCGAGAAAGAAAAUCUGACCAAGUACGAGGUUCAUUUAAAAAUCGAUAAUCUAAACGUGGAGGACAUGUUCAAUCGGAACAGAACUAACGAGCUUCUCGAUAUAUUUAGAAAGAGGUUAUGGAAAGAUGCAGUGAAUUUAUACGUGACUUUUUUAGCAUCUGCAGUCGAGCUUGGCGCUCGUUUGCCUCUGAAGCCAAGUGAAGGCGAAGGAGUUGUCAUAAGGCUGGGAAGCUCGACGCCGUUCUCCCAAGAGUUGAACGAGCUGCAGGAAGAGGUAAAACCUUUGUGGAAAUUGCGCUCCUGCCCUCGAGACUUCAAGCGCACCAGCGUCGAGAGGCUGUUCAGGGAGGCGAGGUUCGCGUUGGACUGGUGCUCGUUCAGAUUGGUCGAACAGGAGCAACAGAGUCUGCAGCAAGAAAGCGCGAGACGAGGGCCGAACAUUGGAUCGGAUGUAAAAGGAAUUUCCGAGCACACGGAGUGGCGAUGGGCCAGGUCGAGCAAAGCGAGCAUUCCCGCGAGAAGUUACCUCGAGGAAAUUGCCACCACGAUCUUUGUGUCCGUCGUUCUGUUUCUCGUGUUGGCCGCUUUGCUCAGCACGCUCUUGUGCCUGGAUCACGAGAAAAUAGAAAAGAGAGAAACUUCAACGAGAGAAGGAGUUAGCAAUAAUAUACAAAUGGUCCAAUAUGCUGCCGAAAGAGGUAUUUUAAAAUCGCUCUCCGCUCAACCUUCCAGUCCUAAUGAUUCUUUGCUACCAAGUCCCAGAAUUUCUAAUGAACGUUGCAAUCCAUAUAUUCGACCAAAUCCACCACCUUACACUGGACCAAGCAAUUUAGUCGGCAUUCGAGCAGAUUUCUGACUACACGAGGAGCCAGAAAAAACGUGGUUUUGCUGAAUUAGUAACGGUUUUUUAUCGUAACUACAAGGAAAAUCGCAAAAUCAUUAAAACUGGCUCCAUAUUAUCUGUUGCUUCGUAAUUCGAUAUCGUAAUAUCUACCAUAAAUUUUAUUUAAAGUUAAUAAAAAAAAAAUAUUUUACAUUGCAUCACGAUAUAGUAAAAA